This is a messenger RNA of Chironomus riparius, 1251 nucleotides long. The record is from the annotation of a GenBank genome assembly. NCBI's taxonomy places the organism in Eukaryota, Metazoa, Arthropoda, Insecta, Diptera, Chironomidae.
GAAGAAUUUAAAGAUUUGGAUCGCAAUUUUAAAUGCUUUCUUAAUGGAUGUCUCGUGUGUAAAAAUAACAAAAAUCUCAGUUCCAUCAACUUACGUUAUUGACUACAACUACUGUCGUCCACUCAUUCUUGAUUGUGAUUAUGAAUUUCGAUUGUCAGAUGUUGGAUUUGUGCUAAAAUGGUAUCAUAACUCUCAUUUGAUUUAUCAAUGGAUACCACCAAGAAAACCUUACAUUUUCAGUUCCUUUAAAUAUCACAUCAAUACAUCAUUCAUAUCCAAUAAUGAUGACUUAAAGUAUAGAUAUCGAGGCAUUCAAUUAAAGCCACAUUAUAAUCUUACAGGAGAUUGGAUGUGCAGCGUUCAAACUUAUAGCACCCGUGAUAGGCAAAUUAAGAGAAUGCAAGUGAUUGUGCCUGAAAAGAGCUUUGAACUUUACCACCACGACUUGAACUUCUUUAUGAUUGAAUCGCAAAUAUUCAUUGUCAUUUGCACAGUUAAAACAAUUUAUCCAGAACCUGAUCUUAAUAUUGUAAUCAACAACAAUUUUAGCGUAAUUUCCGAAGAAAGAAGUGAAUGCGAUGAAAAUGGAUUCUUUAAUAAAUCAAUUAUGGCCAGAAUUGAUAAAAAUUUCAUUCCAUCGCCAUCCUCAAUCAAUUGCAUCCUUGAAAUCAACGGAACUGACUAUAUUAAAAAGAAGAGAUUUAUUUAUUAUGAUUAUAAAUACGAUAAAAAUCAUCCUGAUGUCAGGAAGGCUUAUUCAUCAAGACAUUCAUUAAACGGUAGCAAUAAGAUUUAUUAUAGGGAGACUGAAUUAAUUGCACUGUUUAUAUUCAAUGUGCUUAUGAUGUUUGUAAGUUGUGUAGAGUUGUAAGAGAAUCUUGAUGUUCUGUUCAAAAAACCCAGCAUUUAUAACAAGUUAAGCCACCCAUUACAAUUAUUUAAAGGCAUUGUCCGGAUUAGAAUAUUUUGUGUUCAUACCAGUUCAUACUCCCGAGUGGACAAAGUACUAGUUAAAAGCUUGCCAUUGACUUGCCUUUUCACGGCGAGUAAGUAUCCAUUGACGUGCCUUUGCAACUAGACUUAGGGACGACUAAUGACAUAUUUUGCGCUUUCCAUUUAACUGGACAUAGGAAUCGCACAUAUGUCAAGUUUAUGUCCAGUUACAAAAAAAUCGAAACAAAAUAAAUAACACGUGUCUUUUUCUCCAUUUUUUUUCUUUUGUAAAAUUUUAUUAUUGUAUUAGUGUAAUUA